AAGGAAAGUUGAAGAGUACAAGAAGAAAAGCAAGCAAAAGCGAUGGCGGUCUUGUUCUCGUCCUGGUGUCUCGGUGUCACACUGGCGCUGGUUUGUGGUUCGUCGUGGCCCCAGGUGCACUCAGCCCUGGCCCCCGAGAAUGAAGUGCCCCUUCGCCCAACUACAUGGCUACCGGAAGGAAAGAUCACCACGAUUACACUCCCAAAAGGACGAACCCGCAGAUUGUACUUCACGCUGAAGAAGGCGGCUCCGGCGAUGUCGGUGACGGUCAGCCCCUGCGACCCCCCCAUCGAGUGGAGCCUGGCCGCCCGCACUCUGAAGGACAAACCCCUCAAAAGCCUGCAGUGGAGCACAAAGAAGAGCAUGCCUGAGGUGUGGUGGCGAGGACCAGGAACUGAGAAGAGACUACACAGUUUUUCCGGAAACGCAGUGGACACCUACAGGGGUCCCUCCUAUCCUCACACCUCUGUCUACAUCCUGAGGCUCCGCUCCAAACAGAAGAACACCAGAGCCACAGUGUACCUCCACGAGGGCCAGGCUCCCUCCGGCGCCUUCCCCCUGCUGCCAGCUGACCCGCGAGUUCACACUCUCGGCGUGGGCAUGACCAGCGUCACCCUCAGCUGGGCGCCCAGCGCCUCCGUCGUCGGCCUCCCGCAGGCGGAGAACGCCUACGAUUACUGCGUCCUCGUCAACUCCCGGCAGAACUACCCCAGCCUGUGCGCCGCCCGAGAGAGCGCCGGGAAAGAAGGAGGCCAGGACGAGGAGAAGAGGGAGCGGCGGAGGAGGGUGACGGUCUGGCCGAUACUGAAAGAGUGGUGGUGGCAGCAGUGGGACAGGUACCCUGAGAGUACGCCGUCGACCCUCGCCGAUGAGUACGCCGACCUCCAGUGUGCGUGUCAGGGCACGGAGAGCGUUUGCACCGUAUCUGAGCUCCUGCCCGACACCCAGUAUUACUUCGACGUCUUUGUGAUCGACAGGUUGAACGGGACUAGCGCGGCGUACAAAGGGACGCACGCCCACACGCACGAGGAGGCUCGACCCGCAAUCACAACGCUCAGAGAGGGUGAGCUGAGGUGGGUGACCUUCAGCGACAGGGGCUCCAACGCCCAGCAGUUCUUCAGUUUCAAUCCCCGGGGCUCGCAGCAGAGCGGCCUCCUCACCUUGCAGAGCUGCGGAGCGGGUGAAAAGGUCAAGGUCACCGUGUCCAGUAAAGGUCAGGUGUUGAACUCUCAGGCUGUGGGGGGAGAUUUGGUUCACGUCUGGCUCCAGGGAAGUCCGUCCUAUCUCAUUCACUUGCAGAGAGAUGGUACCACCACUGGGCCAGACCCGGCUCUGACUGGAGGUUUGAUGGCUUCGGUCAAAAUGCAGACUUCAUCGGCCUACCACCGCAGAGGAGUCCCCUCUCUGCCCUCCACCUUACAGAUAAAGUCCUUCAACCGGCUGCGCGGUUGCAACAGUGUCACUCUGGCCUGGAUGGGCACGGAGGAAAGAAGCCUGUACUGUGUGUACCGCAGAAAACUUGGCAACGGUGAGGCAGAGGCGGGGGGAGUCUCCGCUCUAACUGCACCCUGUCUGGGGCCAGAGUCGCGCUCUGACACCGAGAGAGUUCUCUGUAAGUAUUUCCAAGAGCUGAACCCUCGACGGGCCGUCACUACAGCUGUGAUCGGGGGCCUGGAGCCAGGAGUGGCCUAUGUGUUUGAUGUGUAUCUAAUGAGACGCUGGGGGAUCCCUAUCAAGUACGCCAGCAAGAUGGUGAAGACCAGAAAGGAAUGCUGAGCUGCCGCCCCCUAGAGGAGGUCUUCAAACUGUCCCAGUUUAGGGGAAAAUGCAUCAGCCAUGGACAUGCUGUAAAGACUGACCAAGAGAACGAAGCCAUUUGACUGUUGUGGAGAUACUGUUACCAUAACAAGGGAUUUAUCCCUCUGGAUGAGCAAUGGUUUCAUUCAAACUCCACUUGCACUAAGGAUGCAAAUGGGUGGAAGGCAUACGAGAAGGAUCUGCACACCAGCAAACAUUCAUAACAUUUACAACUCUUGUGCUUUUGUCAGUUUGUUUUUCAUUGUUAAUCAUGAUAAUGAUGUGCCAGUUGUCCAAGUGCUUAUUUCAUGUCUGAGUACAAAGGACAGAUGAGGUUUGCGAUGACAGAGAGUCAAU
Salarias fasciatus (jewelled blenny) is the source of this 2154-nucleotide messenger RNA. It is a transcript of the gene ndnfl, whose product is annotated as neuron-derived neurotrophic factor, like. Lineage: Eukaryota; Metazoa; Chordata; Actinopteri; Blenniiformes; Blenniidae. The coding region runs from base 43 to 1776 and encodes 577 amino acids. The transcript is spliced from 3 exons. The record is from RefSeq and is a predicted model, not a curated record. Gene Ontology annotation, molecular function: heparin binding; protein binding.